Sitodiplosis mosellana (orange wheat blossom midge) is the source of this 366-nucleotide messenger RNA. RefSeq names its product outer dense fiber protein 3-B-like. The transcript has a single exon. Lineage: Eukaryota; Metazoa; Arthropoda; Insecta; Diptera; Cecidomyiidae. Bases 1 to 366 code for a protein of 121 amino acids. The record is from RefSeq and is a predicted model, not a curated record.
AUGUCGAAAAAAUGUUCGCCAAGUCCAGCCCGGUACUCGUUGCCAACGACCGUUGGGUUCAAUAAUCACGAUAUUCGAAAGAACAGAAUGCCGGCCUACACAUUUGGACUGCGUUUGCAAGACAAAGAUGCAUUCACAACACCAGCGCCUAACGCCUAUAAAUUGCCUUCAAUAAUUGGUGGUCAAGACCAAACAUUCCAACGAGCUCCAGCGCAUAGCAUGCAUAAACGAUUACCGGAAAAGGAGGCUUUCCAAUCCCCCGCACCGAACGCAUAUUCUUUGCAGAAUUUCAAGCCUGGAAUACGAGCACCAGCUUAUACCAUGGGCGCUAAAUUGAAGAAUCUAUCUGAGACCACUGAAUGUUGA